Molecule: messenger RNA, 7659 nt
Organism: Coregonus sp. 'balchen'
Lineage: Eukaryota; Metazoa; Chordata; Actinopteri; Salmoniformes; Salmonidae
Source: the annotation of a GenBank genome assembly
AUCAGCUGUGGACACCCAGGAAGCCCCAUCUACGGGCGGACCAUCGGUAACGGCUUCAACCUGAACGACGUGGUGAGCUUCUCCUGCAACACGGGCUACGUGAUGGAGGGGCCCUCGAGGGCCCAGUGCCAGGCCACGCGCCAGUGGAGCCAGCCACCACCAACGUGUAAAGGUGGGGAAAAAAGUUAAGUCUUCUAUUCACACGGAGUACGCUUGCUCGUUCCGCCUGACCACUGCAGUGCACCCUGGGUAAAAUGGGGAGGAAGGAGGAAGGGAGGGGGUCAUCAUGGCUUGUAGUGGGAUUGUAACCAAUCAGCAUUGUAAUCAAUCAGCACGACAAUGGCCUCUGUGUUGGGUGAAUGGAGACAUUUGGUUGCUCUGUGUUUCUGUGUGUUAUGUGGUUGUGGUGAGUUGUGGUGGUUUCACUGACCGGUAUAGGGUUUUUGAAUGGUUGUGUUGAUCCGUUGCCCAGUGCAUGACACUUGCCUUGCAUGUGACUUAGUUUACAGCGAUGCAUUUCAACCAGACUCAUUUGAUUUUGUGACGUUGUGUUUGCUGUGUUAUAUUACCCUGCCAAGUGUAAAUAUUACGCCCACACUGUGUUGGCCUUUGUUGAUGCCAGUGAAUCAAUGUCUCAGGUUCUUAGAAUUCAUAAUAAGCCAUUGUGCCAUGUAGGGGAGAACCAGGGCGAAAGUAACACAUGGCGAAAGUAACACAUGGCGAAAGUAACACACCUACAGUUAGGGGAAAAAAGUAUUUGAUCCCUUGCUGAUUUUGUACGUUUGCCCACUGACAAAGAAAUGAUCAGUCUAUAAUUUUAAUGGUAGGUUUAUUUGAACAGUGAGAGACAGAAUAACAACAAUAAAAUCCAGAAAAACGCAUGUCAAAAAUGUUAUAAAUUUAUUUGCAUUUUAAUGAGGGAAAUAAGUAUUUGACCCCUCUGCAAAACAUGACUUAGUACUUGGUGGCAAAACCCUUGUUGGCAAUCACAGAGGUCAGAUGUUUCUUGUAGUUGGCCACCAGGUUUGCACACAUCUCAGGAGGGAUUUUGGCCCACUCCUCUUUGCAGAUCUUCUCCAAGUCAUUAAGGUUUCGAGGCUGAUGUUUGUCAACUCGAACCUUCAGCUCCCUCCACAGAUUUUCUAUGGGAUUAAGGUCUGGAGACUGGCUAGGCCACUCCAGGACCUUAAUGUGCUUCUUCUUGAGCCACUCCUUUGUUGCCUUGGCCGUGUGUUUUGGGUCAUUGUCAUGCUGGAAUAUCCAUGCACUACCCAUUUUCAAUGCCCUGGCCGAGGGAUGGAGGUUCUCACCCAAGAUUUGACGGUACAUGGCCCCGUCCAUCGUCCCUUUGAUGCGGUGAAGUUGUCCUGUCCCCUUAGCAGAAAAACACCCCCAAAGCAUAAUGUUUCCACCUCCAUGUUUGACGGUGGGGAUGGUGUUCUUGGGGUCAUAGGCAGCAUUCCUCCUCCUCCAAACACGGCGAGUUGAGUUGAUGCCAAAGAGCUCAAUUUUGGUCUCAUCUGACCACAACACUUUUACCCAGUUCUCCUCUGAAUCAUUCAGAUGUUCAUUGGCAAACUUCAGACGGCCCUGUAUAUGUGCUUUCUUGAGCAGGGGGACCUUGCGGGCGCUGCAGGAUUUCAGUCCUUCACGGCGUAAUGUGUUACCAAUUGUUUUCUUGGUGACUAUGGUCCCAGCUGCCUUGAGAUCAUUGACAAGAUCCUCCCGUGUAGUUCUGGGCUGAUUCCUCACCGUUCUCAUGAUCAUUGCAACUCCACGAGGUGAGAUCUUGCAUGGAGCCCCAGACCGAGGGUGAUUGACCGUCAUCUUGAACUUCUUCCAUUUUCUAAUAAUUGCGCCAACAGUUGUUGCCUUCUCACCAAGCUGCUUGCCUAUUGUCCUGUAGCCCAUCCCAGCCUUGUGCAGGUCUACAAUUUUAUCCCUGAUGUCCUUACACAGCUCUCUGGUCUUGGCCAUUGUGGAGAGGUUGGAGUCUGUUUGAUUGAGUGUGUGGACAGGUGUCUUUUAUACAGUUAACGAGUUCAAACAGGUGCAGUUAAUACAGGUAAUGAGUGGAGAACAGGAGGGCUUCUUAAAGAAAAACUAACAGGUCUGUGAGAGCCGGAAUUCUUACUGGUUGGUAGGUGAUCAAAUACUUAUGUCAUGCAAUAAAAUGCAAAUUCAUUACUUAAAAAAUCAUACAAUGUGAUUUUCUGGAUUUUUGUUUUAGAUUCCGUCUCUCACAGUUGAAGUGUACCUAUGAUAAAAAUUACAGACCUCUACAUGCUUUGUAAGUAGGAAAACCUGAAAAAUCGGCAGUGUAUCAAAUACUUGUUCUCCUCACUGUAUAUAUAUAUAUAUACAGUGAUUGAAUUGUUUUUUCCCUAAUCAAUCUACACAAAUGUAUUACAAAUAAAAAACUGAAAUAUUACAUUUAAAUAAGUAUACAGACCCUUUACUCAGUACUUUGUUGAAGCACCUUUGGCAGCUAUUACAGCAUUGAGUCUUCUUGGGUAUGACGCUACAAGCUUCCAAGUGGCGCAGCAGUCCAAGGCACUGCAUCUCAGUGCUCUUGCUGGGCCACUCAAGGACAUUCAGAGACUUGUCCCAAAGCAACUCCUGUGUUGUCUUGGCUGUGUGCUUAGGGUCGUUGUCCUGUUGGAAGCUGAACCGUUGCACCAGUCUGAGGUCCUUUGCGCUCUGGAGCAGGUUUCCAUCAAGGAUCUCUCUGUACUUUGCUAUGUUCAUCUUUGCCUCGAUUCUGACUAAUCUCCCAGUCCCUGCCACCACCAUGCUUCACCGUAGGGAUGGUGCCAGGUUUCCUCCAGACAUGACGCUGGGCAUUCAGGCCAAAUAGUUAAAUCUUGGUUUCAUCAGACCAGAGAAUCUUGUUUCUCAUGGUCUGAGAGUCUUGAGGUGCCUUUUCGCAAACUCCAAGCGGGCUUUCAUGUGCCUUUUACUGAGUGGUGGCUUUCAUCUGGCCACUCUACCAUAAAGGCCUGAUUGGUGAAGUGCUUCAGAGAUGGUUGUCCUUCUGGAAGUUUCUCCCAUCUCCACAGAGGAACUCUAGAGCUCUGUCAGAGUGACCAUCGGGUGCUUGGUCACCUCCCUGACCAAGGCCCUUCUCCCCUGAUUGCUCAGUUUGGCCAGGCAGCCAGCGUCUUGGUGGUUCCAAACUUCUUCCAUUUAAGAAUGAUGGAGGCCACUGUGUUCUUGGGGACCUUUAAUGCUGAAGAAAUGUUUUGGUACCCUUACCCAGAUCUGUGCCUUGACACAAUCCUGUCUCGGAGCUCUACUGACAAUUCCUUCGACCUCAUGGCUUGGUUUUUGCUCUGACAUGCACUGUCAACAGUGGGACCUUAUAUGACAGUUUGUGUGCCUUUCCAAAUCAUGUCCAAUCAAUUGAUUUACCACAGGUGGACUCCCAAUCCAAGUGUAAAAGCACAUCCAAGGAUGAUCAAUGGAAAAAGAUGCACCUGAGCUCAUUUCGAGUCUCAUGCAAAGGGUCUGAAACUUAUUGUAAAUAAGGUAUUCUGGUUGGCCAUUUUAAUACAUUUGCCAAAAAAAUCUGAAAAAACGUUCGCUUUGUCAUAGGGGUAUUGUGUGUAGAUUGCUGAGAUUUUAGAAUUACUGUAAUGUAACAAAAUGUGAAAAACUCAAGGGUUUGAAUGUUUCCGAAGCACUUAUGAUUCUGGGGGUCAAUUACCUUAUGUCAUGCCAUGGAAAUGUGCUAAGCAUGAUGAGUUUGCCAUUUGUAAAGACAAUAAAAACGUUUAUUCUAUCAAGACACGAGGAGCACGCAUGACUAGGACAGCUGGAGCGCAUGUGUUGGUAAGGCUAAAUAUGAAUAGUCAUUGAAAAUGGUGAAAAACAUCCCAUUAAAAAGUAAGAUGUGAAAAUUAUGUAGCUAUCAUGUGAUCCAUUUUUAGUCCGAUUUAAUAUUGUAAGGCAAAAUAUUGUGUUUGCGCAACAUUGCAAUGUUGACGCAUGGUUCAUUUUCUUAAAUGUCGAACCUAUAGCAUUAAUUAUUCAAAUCGACACAAACGUGAAAUGAUUAGUACAUUUGUUGAAUGUAACGAGCGUUACAAACCAGAAACAUGGAGAUGAGACUAUUGUCUCACGAGCUCUUACUGAGUUACUCCCUUCCGGAAGGUACAAAAGGAACAUUGUGGUAGUUCUGUUCUCGGUCUAUAUAAUUUCAACUCAUUUACCCUAGAAAUUAAAAAUACAGCUGCUAAUGGUAGAGGACAUUACACUGAGUGUACAAAACAUUAAGAAUACCUUCCUAAUAUUGAGUUACACUAAUUCAACCAUGAAGGCCUGAUUCACACAGUCUCCUCUGAAACAGUUGAUGUUGAGAUUGAGAUGUGUCUGUUACUUGAACUCUGUGAAGCAUUUAUUUGGGCUGCAAUUUCUGAGGCUGGUAACUCUAAUGAACUUAUCCUCUGCAGCAGAGGUAACUCUGGGUCUUCCAUUCCUGUGGCAGUCCUCAUGAGAGCCAGUUUCAUCAUAGCGCUUGAUGGUUUUUUGCGACUGCACUUGAAGAAACUGACUGACCUUCAUCUCUUAAAGUAACAAUGGACUGUCGUUUCUCUUUGCUUAUUUGAGCUGUUCUUGCCAUAAUAUGGACUUGGUCUUUUACCAAAUAGGACUAUCUUCUGUAUACCCCCUCUACCUUGUCACAACACAACUGAUUGGCUCAAACGCAUUAAGAAGGAAAGAAAUUCCACAAAUUAACUUUUAAGAGGGCACACCUGUUAAUUGAAAUGCAUUCCAGGUGACUACCUCAUGAAGCUGGUUGAGAGAAUGCCAAGAGUGUGCAAAGCUGUCAUCAAGGCAAAGAGUGGCUAUGUUGAAGAAUCUAAAAUCUAAAAUAUAUUUUGAUUUGAUUAACACUUUUUUGGUUACUACAUGAUUCCAUGUGUGUUAUUUAAUAGUUUUGAUGUCUUCACUAUUAUUCUACCGUGUAGAAAAUAGUAAAAAUAAAGAAAAACCCUUGAAUGAGUAGGUGUGUCCAAACUUUUGACACACCUACUCAUUCCCAGUGCACUACGUUUUGGAAUAAAAAAAAAAUCCCUUGAUUUGAUUUGACUUAACUUUAAAAUAGUGUGACUCAUGGACUGAGAAAUGCAGUUUCAUGUCAGUACCUCUACUAACCUGUACCCCCGCACAUUGACUCUGUACCGGUACCCCCUGUAUAUAGCCUCAUUAUGACCUGGACUAACCUGUGCCCCCGCACAUUGACUCUGUACCGGUACCCCCUGUAUAUAGCCUCAUUAUGACCUGGACUAACCUGUGCCCCCGCACAUUGACUCUGUACCGGUACCCCCUGUAUAUAGCCUCGCUACUGUUAUUUUACUGCUGUCUUUUAAUUAUUUGUUAUUUUUCUAUUUUCUAUUUUAUUUUUUACUUAUCUAUUUUUUACUUAACACUUAAUUUUCUUAAAACUGCAUUGUUGGUUUAGGGCUCGUAAGUAAGCAUUUCAAUGUAAGGUCUACAACUGUUGGAUUCGGCGCAUGUGACAAAUACAAUUUGAUUUGAUUUGAUCUGGCCCUAUAUGAGUGACUGCGAGAGGGUUAGGCGUGUCCUAAGUGUUGGGAUGAAUUUAUCCCUUCCAUGUUUCUGCCAAAUAACACAUGCUUGUCUUUUUCACUCUCUUCAGUGGUCAACUGCUCCGAUCCUGGGAUCCCAGCCAACUCCAUCAGACAGAGUAAGAUAGAACAUGGCAACUUCACCUUUGGAACCGUGGUGUUCUACGACUGCAACCCAGGUUUCUACCCAUUCGGUUCUCCCGUUCUCACCUGUCAACCCACGGGACAGUGGGACAAGCCUCUACCGGAGUGCAUCGGUGAGUCUGCUGUCACUGUAUAUUGUCAAAAGACACUCAGCAAUUUGCACACUGCAACUUAUACUCACGUGGUGGUAUAUUGGAGAAGUUUUGACAGUAGAAAACAUUGUCACCGAUAAAGCACUUUGGGAGCAUACCGCUGAUUGCAGUGUGCAGAGUCUAUUUUUACCAUUCACUGAACUUAUUUUAAUAUCCAGCACCUGCUCAAGGACAUUGGUGGUAUGUAUCUACUGUCAUCUGUUCCUAUAAUUUGUUGUCACUGUCUCACGGACUGUCUCUCUUAGCUAGAGACUGCCGAUUUAGCAACUUGACACUUGUGGCUAAUUAGCAUAUUAUUCCUUUAAUUGAGGCUGAAUGAGUUUUGUGACCCCCUGCAGCUUAAGAUCAGUGUUCUAAUUGAGGGACAGGUGAAACAGCGCUGUGGAUAUUAGACUAAUUAGGGAUGCCAGAUUGGCAGCUGAUCCCUCUGUUUUAUGGUGUGUACCUGCAACAUUCUCCUCAAAACAAGCUGCACCAGGCAUCUGCUGUAAUGGCAACACAGCAUGUCUAAACACUUGGCUUCAAGGCUUCCUACUGGCUGUCUCAGAGUUCUAAACACAACCUGAGCUUCCUACUGGAUGAGGGGCAUGUAGUGUUCUCCAAUCAGUGCUCUCCUUUGAAGUUUGAACCCAAUCCCAACCUUAGUGAACAUGAUGCGUAGCCUAAUGUUUUAUCUUAAACCUGACCAUCCAUAAGUUAGCUCGACUUUGGCCCAAUCAGUUUGGUGUUCCUGUUGCGAUGUGUUUUAAAAGGGACGGGAAGACCCUAGACGGGAUUAAUGAAUGUGCUCUUUUCUCCUCCAUGCCUUGUUCCCUGUUUGAUCCACCCCGCUGCAACAUGGACGCCAUGUCCAAAAUGUUCUUCUCAUUUAGACACACCUCAUCCUGUCCGUUGAUUCAGCACAUUCAUUCCGGACCUGCUCACUUUUUAUAGGCCUGUGGCAGACAAAAAAGGAUGAAGUUUAAAGUAAACUUGCUGAUUGUAACACAUUGUGGGGUGAAUAUUUGAAGAAAGAAGUUGAUUAUUUUAACACUCUGGCCUUGAUAAUUUACAACGUUAAACAGGAAUCGAGAUGUAUUACUAAGGAUGAGGACGGGACCGUCUACUUUGGAACGUUACCAUUAUGUGUUUAAGUGCUAGUACUGUAUGUGUAUUGUGGUGGAGCUAGUACAGUGGUCUUAUUCUAUGAGCGGGGGGUACGGGACAUUUUGGACAGUACCUGGACCCAGAUUAAACCUAGUCCUGGUCAAUAAAGCACUUUUAAUCUGGGUCUGGGAAAUUUAGCCCAUAGUUUGUAUUCUCUGAAGUUGUUUUUAAAGUAGUGAAGUAGUUUGUAUGAUACAGUAUCCUCCCUCAUCGAGACGUCUAGCAUCUAGUUCUAUCUCUAUUGCUAACAUACAUUACAGCGUCUCAAAUGCCACCCUAUUCUCUACAUAGUGCACUACUUUAGACCAGAGCCCUAUGGAAUAGGGUGCCAUUUGGGAUUCACCCAUAGUGUGUGGCCUCAAUCCUCUAGAGAUUGACGACCGCACCUUCCACUUCAUUAGACCUGUCAGCACUGAGCUGAUGGCAUCCAUUAUGUAUGUCUCUCUCCUCCAGUGGUGGACUGUGGUCACCCUGGAUGCCCUCCCAACGGCCAGCUGAGCGGGGACAAGUUCACCUUCGGCUCCACGGUUCGCUACACCUGCACAGGGGGGCGACAGCUGAAGGGCGAGUCGGCACGCACCUGCCAGCUUAACGGUCACUGGAGUGUACCCAUGCCUUUCUGCUCA